This is a messenger RNA of Drosophila serrata, 2383 nucleotides long. RefSeq lists its product as uncharacterized. The record is from RefSeq and is a predicted model, not a curated record. NCBI's taxonomy places the organism in Eukaryota, Metazoa, Arthropoda, Insecta, Diptera, Drosophilidae.
UUUCGUAGCGAUCGGACGUCAGUGUGUAUAUCUGAUUUUUCGCUCAAUAGCAAUAAAUUUUUCAGAAUAAGCAUUUUAAGAAGCUGCUGGAAGUGAAACUCUUUGGGGUAAACAAAAUAAAUAAAUACAGUUAUGAAAUUGUGGCUAAUUUGGUGCGCUUUUAGCGUGCUCGCGGUGCCUGGGUACUAUGCCUCCUCCGGGAAAGGCGGAGUCGUUGGGCAGACCGUGGACAUUAUUCACUUGAUCAAGGAGGUCACUCAGACGAUCCUCCAUUCAUGGAGCGCUAUCGAGAAACUGCCCGUGGCGGAGGUCACCGCGGGAGCUGUGGUCUACCAGCAGCAGCAGAAACUGCUCAAUCAAAUGGAGGCUGUGAACGGGAAUAUCCGGCAACUGGAACAGCAGAACGCUCUCAGCACGGCCUUGACCAUUGAGACACUGCUGCGGAAAACGCAGGACCAGACGAUGCUUCUCACUCGACUCGCCCAGUUGAAGAGCCUGUUCAAGUUCGUUGAUUUGCGUUACUCCCAGCUGGCGGACUACGAGCAGCACAAGGACACCCUGGAGCCGAGCACGUUGAUCAAGUUCUCCCGCUGGAAUGUGGAUCCCGGCUCCGACUCACUGUCCUCGCAGCUGGAACUGCUGAUCGACUGCCUCUACGGCGAUGAUCCCUUGGCCACUAACAGUCAAAAUAAUACCCCUAGCUCCUUGCUCUCCGAUCUGACAGCCAGCUUCGAGGCGGCACCGGAGCAGAUGUGCCUAGCCCGGAAAUCGGCCCAGCAAUUUGCCUACCAGCUCUUCUCCACGGCCGCAUUUACGGAGCUCAAGGGAUACGCCAUGAUGGAGUACUCGUGGAUGGUACUGCGCCAGCUUAGACAGGGUAACUUCACCCAGGAGCUGCAGUUGAUGCGAGAGCACCACCAGAAGCGCUUGGCGAAGGCAAAGCGGGUGCUGCAGCAGGUCAUGUCGAAGAGCGGACGCGUUUACUGGCGCUGUGAUCCCAGCGGCCAGGAGCAGCACGUGGAGGAAGAGACCUAUUCACGCGUUACACGCCUGUUGCAGGGCUUCGUGGAGAACGAGAUUAACCUGAACGAGGAUCAGACCUGCUGGGGCACUUGCGAGGAUCACCACGACACCCGUUCCACGGGUUGUUAUCAGCCGGAGAAGGAGCUCUGUGGCCAGCAGCCCGCCUGCAAGGGCAGGCUCUACAACUGCGGCUUCAUUGAGUCGGAUAUGUCCAUCUGCCCCUCGUCGAAUGACUCUGUGAGGCGGUAUGAGUACAUCUCCAUCGAGGAUGGUCCCACAUUUGGCGAAAAGACCGAAGGGGAGUGCGGGGCCAAGGCGUUGCGGCCCUCCUCCUGGUCGUACUGGCUCUUCUGGCGCUGCCACUACUGCUUCUGCCUGUGCGACGAGCCAGGUCCAAAGUCCGAUCGCUACUUUAAUCUUCGCGACUCCGUAUCGGAUUUCGAGCGCAACAAGAUCGUAACUGGUGUCCGAUUCGUGAAGCGUCACCGCGUAUUCCACCUGCAGAUACAGCAGGGUGAGCUCCUGCCCCGCGGCACCAUGAAUAUCACAUCCCUGGAAUGGCAGCCCCUGAAGGAGCUGAAUCUCACCGAUCCGGAUGUACGCGAAGGCUACGACUAUCACACUCUGAGCAUAGACAGCCGAGCCCUGGAUCUGGAUGAAAUUGUGGCAAAUGCCACGCACCAAGUGGUCACAGGUGUACGUUUCCGUGUGCUCAACAAGCACCUGAACCUUGAGGCGCGCUUCAGUCCCUUCAACUUCUCAACCGGUCUCUUGGUGGAGCCGCAAACGAAGAGCUAUUGGCUGGGAAAUGCCAACGCUCAGCGCCAGAAGCUGAUCGUGAAGGACGGUGAUCUACCCACCGCCUCCGAGUUGCCGUCGCUACCACUAUCCAAGACCAACCAGUUCAUGGAGUUCACCAGCUCCAGCCAGCGAAAGGAUGCGGCCCAGAAUACAGUGCCAUUUAUGGAUGUGCAGGAGGUGCUUCCUCAGCCGCCGGUUCCGCUUGUUGGCGUUGGAAUCUAUCACAAAGGGCGACCCGGUUACGGAGGCUUCUUUGCUCCCAAGGUGGUGACUUUUGAUUUUUCCAAGAAUCUAUUGGAUUCUUUGAACUAAAUAUUAAGGAUUAUUUGUCUUUUACACUUGACCAAGCAGAACGUCACUCAAUGUAGCCAUAUACCAAGCCAUUCAACUUGAACCAAAUAUGAGAACUAUGUUAAGAAUAUUGUCUGCCAUAUGGUAUAAACUUUAUAAACCUAUAUUAAUCAUAAAACUUUAUAACGAUCAUCUCGAAUACUAGAUAUAAUGCCUUAUUUUCAUGUCACUCUUACUUACUUUCAUAUUAUCAUAGAUAUAAAUUCUC